Emiliania huxleyi CCMP1516 is the source of this 207-nucleotide messenger RNA. RefSeq lists its product as hypothetical. The annotation marks the transcript as partial. Lineage: Eukaryota; Haptophyta; Isochrysidales; Noelaerhabdaceae. The transcript has a single exon. The record is from RefSeq and is a predicted model, not a curated record.
CGAGCUAUCACGCCGCGCGUCGGGCCCUUAGGGGCCUCGAGAAGAACACAACCCCCUCUGAUCCCCAGUGGUGCGGGUCGUUCACCGAGUGGCCACUCGGCGAGUGGCCACCGAGUGGCCACUCGGUUUAGUCAGUGUGCACCGAGCCCCAGAGAGGGAGAGACAAAGCUCGCUUCCGAGCUAUCACGCCGCGCGUCGGGCCCUUAG